GCAGAAACAGAUCAGAGUUUGUAUUAUUUUCUACCUGUAAUAAUAUCAUAAAUGUGGUGUGAGGUAGCGAUCCGGCCCGCAGCAUGAUGCUGCCGGUUGGCUCUGCAGAGUAAAGCUCCCUGGAGGUAAACAUCUCUGAAGCACAGUGUGUGUUUCAGCUGAAUUGGUGUUUCCGUGUGUGAGCAGAGCGGGGCAGUGUGUGUGUGGGAGAAGUGUGUCGCUGUGUCACCUGGCACAGCAGCUCCUCACCACUUCCUGUCCCGUUUCAUCACCGCGCUGCAGAGGAAGACGCCUCACUUCGCUGCUGCCGCUGCACGACUCAGAGCGCUCUGAACAACCUGCAACUACUGGGGAMACUGGUCUGAGAUGGAGCUCCAGAACCGGGCACUGGGCCUGCUGGUCGUCGCCUCGCUGCUGCCCUCCGCAGAGGCGCUGAACAUCUCUGACCCUCAGCUCUGCUACAUCCUGGACGGUUUCCUGGGCCUCUACGGCCUCAUCAUCACCGGCAUGUUCAUCAAGGAGAAGUUCUUCAGAACCAAAGUGAAGGGCUCAGACGACGGCGCCUACGCUUCUCUGGGCAGACCGACCAACGACACCUACGAGGCGCUGAUGACCGACCCGGAGCGAGGACGGAACCGCAGAGUGCCGGAUGAYUCCACCUACACGGGCCUGCAGAAACGAUCAGAACCGACGUAUAAAGAGCUUCCUGUGAAGAGAGAGCGUCAGCGGAAGAACGAGCAGGUUUACCAGGGUCUGAGCUCGGCCACCAAAGACACCUACGACUCCCUGCAGAUGCAGCCGCUUCCUGCCCGCUAACGACCCACCGAACGGACCGGUUCUGAAGAAUCCUGCAGAUCAGCACCAAGUUUUACUCUGAUUGGAGACGAACAGCCCCGUAACAUCUGGGAAAUUUAACACUUUCCCUACCAAAUAUGGAGCUUUAAAAUUCAGAAAUAUAACAGUUUUUUUAUUUAGAGCUCAUAAAUAUGAAAAAUAGUUUUAAAUAGUUUAAAGGGAAAUCAAUAUUUCCACAUUUUAAUUAGCUUUUGAUGCAGAGAAAGUGAGAAGUUUCAUUGUUGUGUAAAUAUUUGUAUGAGGAUGUAAAAUAGGAGAAAAGAGAAAACCUGAUAAAGUAGUUUUUGUGUUUCUGCUUCUAAAGUCUGUGUGAAGUACGGAGAACCUGAAGUCAGUUUAAA
Poecilia reticulata (guppy) is the source of this 1196-nucleotide messenger RNA. RefSeq names its product CD247 molecule (gene cd247). Gene Ontology annotation, biological process: cell surface receptor signaling pathway. Lineage: Eukaryota; Metazoa; Chordata; Actinopteri; Cyprinodontiformes; Poeciliidae. Gene Ontology annotation, cellular component: membrane. The record is from RefSeq and is a predicted model, not a curated record. Gene Ontology annotation, molecular function: transmembrane signaling receptor activity.